CAUACGGGAAUGCGACUUUUUCGGUUGGUUAAUGUCGUCCGCGUGUGUUUGUGGAAAGGAAAACGUUUAAGUGUUAUAAGAGAAAAAAGUGGCGAAAAUGGCGGUGUCAGCUGCACAGCUACUCGAUGAACUUAUGGGUAAAGAUAGGAACAGAGCUCCUGGUGAGCCAAGCUCGAGGAUGCAUUGGUCAGACAGUGAGGUUUGCAAAUACUUUCUGUGUGGCUUUUGUCCUCAUGAGCUGUUUACAAACACCAAAGCAGAUCUUGGUGCUUGUCCAAAAGCGCACGAUGAAGCUCUGAAAAAAGAAUAUGAAAAGAGCAAUAGAAGAGGAUUAAUGGGUUAUGAAGAGACAUUUCAUAGAUUUCUGCAAGGAAUAAUGGCAGAUGUUGAAAGACGAAUAAGACGAGGACAUGAAAGGCUUGCCCUCAAUGCUAAAAAAGAACAGCAAGAAUUGAAAACAGCAAAAGGAGAUGAUGACCAGCUCUCUAUGAUAACUGACCAUAUCAAUCAACUGCUAGGCGAGAUUGAAACUCUUGGAUCAGAAGGCAAAGUUGAAGAGGCACAGGGAAUCAUGAAGCUUGUGGAUCAACUGAAAGAAGAGAAGGAAACAUUGAUGCAGAUGAGCAAACUCAACCCAUUAUCAUCCCAAGAGAAGCAAAUGGAAGUCUGUGAGAUCUGUGGUGCUUUUCUAAUUGUCGGUGAUGCACAGUCCAGAGUUGAUGAUCAUUUACAAGGUAAACAACAUGUUGGAUAUGCAAGAAUCAAAGCAGCUGUUGAAGAUAUGAAGGAGGGCAAAUGGCGGACGAAAAUUCGUGAAGAAAAAGAAAAAAAGGAAAAGGGAGCAGAGGAAGGAGGUAAGGAUUCAAAGGAUGAAAAAGCCGAAGUUAGUAGUAGAAGCAGAGAGGGUUCCCGGCGUAAAGAUAGGGAGCGGAGUAGGGAUAGGAAUCGUAGUAAAGAGAGGAAGGAUCGCAAUCGCAGCCGAGAUCGUCGGCGAGACCGAGAUAGAAGGAGAAGCAGGAGUAAGGAUAGGCGAAGCCGAAGUCGGGAGCGUAGGAGCAGAAGUCGGGAACGUCGAAGCAGAAGUCGAGAACGAAGAAGCAAAAGUCGUGAUAGAUAUAGGCAUAGGAGCUCUCGUGAUAAAAAGCGCAGCAGAAGUAGAGAAAGACGAAGGAGUAGGAGUCGAGAUAAGGAGCGAAGAAGAAGCCGCAGCAGAGAAAGAAGCAGAAGAAGUCGAAGUCGCAGCCGAGAAAGGAAAAAGAGGAGCAGGAGUCGUGAUCGUCGUCGUAGCAGAAGCAGGUCUCAAAGCAGGAGUCGAAAACGGGAGAGUGCAGAAUCCGAGCGUUCUUAUGGCAGAAAAGAGAAUAGCGAGGAAGGAAAUGAAAAAAGCAAGAACUCAGCUGAUGACGUCAGAAACGAAGCAAAUGGAGACACGGAAGCCAUGCAAGAACAAAGCGAUGAUUAAGGAGAGACUGAAUCAGGGACGAAAGCUGGAACAUAACUGCUAAAAAUUCGUUCUUAAUAUGAAAGUCCCUCUCAGAUGACAUCGCGAAACAGAAAAGCUACACCCUCGUUUAUCUGGCAUCUGUGAGUUGGAACCAUAGGUUUGCUGGUGGAGUUCUGACAAUACCUAAAGUCGUUUGUAUCACAUUGACUGGGCAGAAACUUCAUGCUCGUUUCAUUUCAUAAUGAUUUGAAAAUGUCUUACGAAAGAAACUUUAAUGAAUAAGUUACUGAAUAAAUGAAAUAAUCAUAGUCCUAUUUUGUUAAAUCUUAACUAGUACUUUGAUUUAAAGACAGAGAAGAAAAUUUGCGAAGAGCAGAUGAAAUAAAGGACAAGCUGUGUGGACCUGAAAUCGUCUUGAAAAGCCCUCGCGACGGCUUCUGAGAUGCGCCUUCGAUCCAUAGAUUUCAUUGUUAUUAUUUAAGCCUGAAAUUCCUCUUUGGUUGCUAAGAUAAGCUAACGUUUCCACAAUGUCAGUUUCCCGCCUUAAAAUUAAUUAGCCGAUUAGGACCCAAGACUUGUCUGCUAGGAUUUUUAUGUCUUGCAUUUUCCCAAUGCUUUGUCCACUCAAAGUUACCAUGCUUGGCUUUUUCAAGACGAUAUUCAUGUUGCAGUUUUGUCAAAGAAUUUUUUGAUGUUGUAGUGUCAACUUUUUUAGUUCACCCUGAUUACAAACUGUAAUGUGUUUUACUGAUAAUAACGAUUUCUUCGUAACGUGCACUUUAUUGAAAAGAGUUCUAGGCGAAAGACAAAUCGUCAUUUUAUCCUCUCGCUCUCUUGUCUUCACUGCUGUUCAGUAUUUCUUGGGAGUUUUAGACACUUGUGGACGAUUUAGUCGCAGAAAGCAGCCUCGGGAAAGGUCACAAAAAGCUGUUGGGUAUAUCUGAUAGUAUGCUUCAGCAAUAAUUUAAAAUGAAUUCUGAAGAAUUGAUCACACGUGGGUAUUAUUAAGUAUUAAGACACAGACGAAGGUUUGUGUGCUAAUUACAAGCUAGUACGAAUAUUUUAUACCUUAGUUAUUUGUUUUACGAAAAAGUGGGGGACAUGGCCCUAUAUUUUAGAAACCCUAGAUGAAAAGAAUGAAACAAGUCCACAGUAGUGAAUUUUGCCAAAUCAAGCUGAAUCUUGUUUAACUCAAAUUGCUUCUUCAAGAUUUGAAAAUUCUGAUAUACAGUCCAGAUUUUUAAACUUAAAGAUACUGGCGUUUAGUCCCUGAGUUUGAAUCAAGGGAUUUUAAUGGCAGAAUAAAUAUAUAAUUUCUCCAAGGACUUUUUCCCUCUUUCACGGAUUGUUUGAAGUUUCUGUUUCGUUCAAUACUCAAUUACUUCUUGAGAGUGAUUUAGUUUUAAUGUCUUUGAUAAACUUUAUUUUGAUGUCUUUAAUAAACUUCAGAGUGAUUUCAACAUCUAUGAUUGCUAGCAGAUACUUAUAACUGUUAUUAUUGUUUUCGAAUGGUCGUAAUAUUUAUGUCGACAGAGUUCGCUGUCUUUUGGAAUCAGUGAGAUAAAUGCUUUUCAUUAUUUGUCUAAAGUUUUACUUCUGCCAACGACUUAUCAAAUUGAUGGGUUUUAACGAAAUUUUGGAGUCAAAAGUUUUUUCGCAACUUUAUUAUUUCUUUAUUGCCCAUUUUGAGUUCUAAAGUUUCUUAAUUGUUACUGUCUGUUCCAGAGGCGGAUCAAUGCACAGUGAGUUCCUUGGUGCACAGAACUCAGUCAGUUUUUCAACAUACAGUUAAAAAUAGUGUUGCCUGAAACAAUCAAUAUUUAAAUUAAAAAAUUGAAACCGAAAAAUUCUAAAAUCUCAAAAUUAAGAUCUUAAAAUUGCCCUUCUCUGUCGUGAUUUGGAAACGACGCUGUGGAGGACAACAGCAGUCAAUCCUGGAACUCGGAAAUAAACGUUUUGUGCCUCGGAAGUGAAUGAAUUGAAACAAUAAACUUUUUGUAGCAAAUAUGAAACACCGCAAUACGCCGAGAAUAAACAACAACAAAUACACGCAAAUCAUUAAAGGCUAAUAUUUCG
Molecule: messenger RNA, 3520 nt
Organism: Rhopilema esculentum
Lineage: Eukaryota; Metazoa; Cnidaria; Scyphozoa; Rhizostomeae; Rhizostomatidae
Product: luc7-like protein 3
Biological process (GO): mRNA splice site recognition
Cellular component (GO): U1 snRNP
Molecular function (GO): mRNA binding
Source: RefSeq, a predicted model, not a curated record